AGACUCGUGCCAAAUGUGCACAGAACACCCAGAAACGUGAACGGACUCCGUGCAGCACAUUCACUUCUCUCUGGACAGCGAGGGGCAAAAAGGCUCCUCCCUGAGAGUUUGUGAAAACAUUCCAGCAAACUGAGAGAGCUGUGAAGGAAUCGGAAACUCAGAGUAACAGACACUCAUCCCUCAAUACUUAUUUAAAAGAAAAACUUUUUGCACUCAUUGUUAUAGAUGUGUAAAGUUUUGUAGGUCGUUGUAGCAGAAGGCUCUCUGGGGAGGCAGCAAAAGAAAAAAAAAACAAAAACCUUGGACAUAUCGGAAAAGUCGAACUGUUGCAUUAAUCAGCUCACAAUGAAGCCGGUGUUUGUGCUCCUUGUUUCCACUGCCUGGACUUUUACAGGAGCUCAGUAUUACUACCAGGGCCUGAUGGAUUAUCUGGAGAACAGACUGUUGGCUAUUGAGGACCGCAUGCAGUUUUGGCAUAAAGAAACUCAUCGCUACCAUGCAGAGGCGAAGGACUUUAAGAAGCUAACUGCAGAGAUUGUGGCGGGGCUCAGGACGGAGCACAGCGAACUCUUUAAAGACAUGGAAGGAGCUGCAGUCCGUGCAGACCGAGUGGAGCGAGAGAUGGACUACAUUGGGAUCCAGACCUCGCCUCGGGCCUGUGUGAAUAAGGCAGACAAAGUGGUGGAGCAGGGAGUCUGGGGUCUGGAGGAGAGCAGAGGAGAGAUGGAGGGGGAGAACGACUGGGAGGAGAUAAGAUCCCAAGUCUCUGACUGUACACAAAUCAUCUCUGGAAUCCGAUCAGUGAAGAUCCUGAAGCGAGUGGGUGGUCCCCAAGGGAUGUGGACCAGAGACCCCAGGUCAUCCAGGGUGUACGUCUUUAAUGGGACCUCAGGAGACGUUAUCCACCAGUUUGACUCUGUGCAGGACUUUUCACAUUCUGCUGGACUUACUGGCAGCCGACAGAUCCGUCUGCCCUUCGUGUGGUCUGGCCCUGGCUGUGCAGUGCAUAAUGGCUACUUGUACUGCAUUAAACAUGAGUCUGGAGCCGAUGUGCAGGUGGUCAAAUAUGACAUAGUUAGUGGCACGGUGACAGAUUCUAGCAUGUUCCCCGUGGACAGCCCUGCUCAUGUUUACAGCCUGAACCCUGAGGUUGUUGCUGACCUGGCUGCAGAUGAUGAAGGCCUCUGGCUCUUGUACGCCCCCAGUGACAGUGAACCAAACAUCAACCUUGCUAAGAUGGACCCAGCUAUGCUUGAUAUCGAGGAAAUCUGGGACACCGGGUGCCCACGGGAGAACGCCGAGGCGGCCUUUGUGGUCUGUGGCACUCUAUACGUUGUUUACAAUACUCGCCUGGCGAGCCGCUCACGGAUUCAGUGCGUGUUUGAUGUCAAUGACGUGGUGGUCAGCGAGGAGGCCCCACUACUGUACUUCCCCAGGAGGUACGGAGCUCACGUCAGUCUGAAAUACAACCCUGAGGAGAAACAACUCUACGGCUGGGACGAUGGAUAUCAAAUCAUCUACAGAUUGACCAUGAAGAGGAAACUCCUGGUUUGAAAGUCUGCAGCAGAGUGCUGUUGUUUUCCAAAGCCUUUGCACAUAUCACCCCAGGUGGCUGAAUAUCUGUUGCAGUUAAGCCAAAGCAGACCUGGGUCAGCUGGUCACAGUAGUGUCACAAUGAAUAACUGUAAGAACAAGUCUUGUUGAUCU
Messenger RNA from Cynoglossus semilaevis (tongue sole), 1707 nucleotides. RefSeq names its product olfactomedin-like 3a (gene olfml3a). The record is from RefSeq and is a predicted model, not a curated record. NCBI's taxonomy places the organism in Eukaryota, Metazoa, Chordata, Actinopteri, Pleuronectiformes, Cynoglossidae. Gene Ontology annotation, biological process: signal transduction. The transcript is spliced from 3 exons. The coding region runs from base 346 to 1554 and encodes 402 amino acids.